This is a messenger RNA of Anopheles coustani, 1050 nucleotides long. Its product is annotated as trypsin 3A1-like. Gene Ontology annotation, biological process: proteolysis. The record is from RefSeq and is a predicted model, not a curated record. The transcript has 3 exons. NCBI's taxonomy places the organism in Eukaryota, Metazoa, Arthropoda, Insecta, Diptera, Culicidae. Bases 1 to 1050 code for a protein of 349 amino acids. Gene Ontology annotation, molecular function: serine-type endopeptidase activity.
AUGAAUAACCGUUGUGCAGUAUUACUGGUUUAUUCACUGUUCUUUGCAAAAUCUCACUGUCUUAAAAACAAAUACAAUCAACGGUAUGAAGUGAGAACAUUACCGCCGCCACAGGAUAAUUUUUUUACGGAGGAAUUCGAGACUGAGGAGGAGCGUUUCAUUAACUUUGUAACGGUGCGUCCCGAAUACUUCGAGAUUAAUCGUGCUCGGCCAAUCAUCGAUUGGAUUACCGGUGUGAUUGGGGCACCCGUGUUCGCGAAUGACGCUCCAGGACCGUCGCAAAAUUGUACAUCAUGCAAGUGUGGAUCUCCCGCACCGAAGAAUGAACGAAUAGUUGGUGGUUCACCGGUGGAGGACGAUCAGUUUCCGUGGAUGGCCGCCAUCUACUACAAUAAUCGCUUCAGUUGUGGCGGCUCUUUGAUCACGGACCGGUACGUUCUAACAGCGGCGCACUGUACGACCAAACCGGAAAGAGCACUGUUUCGCGUGCAAUUCGGAGUACAUGAACGGACCAAACCUACCGAUGGAUCGGUGGAGCGCAGCAUCAAGCGCAUUCUAACGACCUGGUACAAUGCGUUCAAUAACAACAACGACAUCGCCCUGUUGGAACUUACCUACCCGGUUGCAAUCAGCGAUCGUGUUUCUCCCAUCUGUCUACCCCAACCUGCGGCAACGUACGAGGGCAUCCGUGGCAUAGUGACUGGUUGGGGACGGACAAAGACGGGUGGUGGACUUUCCGGUACGCUGCAGCAGACGGAGGUUCCGAUCCUCUCGAAUCGGGAGUGCCGCCGGGCAGGCUAUUGGGCGUUUCAGAUAACAAACAAAAUGAUCUGUGCUGGUUACCUCGAGGGUGGUAAGGACUCCUGCCAGGGUGACAGCGGUGGUCCUUUGCAGGUGUUGAACGACGAGACAGAUCGAUACGAAAUUGUGGGCUUGGUGUCGUGGGGCCGUGCUUGCGCCCAGAAGAACUUUCCAGGCGUCUACACGCGUGUGAAUCAGUAUCUAAAUUGGAUCAACCGUAAUAUAAAGGAUUCAUGUCUGUGCAGUUAG